Messenger RNA from Sarcophilus harrisii (Tasmanian devil), 3931 nucleotides. RefSeq names its product zinc finger protein 260-like. NCBI's taxonomy places the organism in Eukaryota, Metazoa, Chordata, Mammalia, Dasyuromorphia, Dasyuridae. The coding region runs from base 246 to 2528 and encodes 760 amino acids. The record is from RefSeq and is a predicted model, not a curated record. Gene Ontology annotation, molecular function: DNA-binding transcription repressor activity, RNA polymerase II-specific. Gene Ontology annotation, biological process: regulation of immune system process; negative regulation of transcription by RNA polymerase II; regulation of cytokine production. The transcript is spliced from 6 exons.
GGGCAAACUGACCAUGGAUGGUGAACGGUUGAGAAGCCAGAUGCAUUGUGGGAAAUCGUCUUUCUCCUGGGCCCGUUUCCUAAACUUUGCUUCUGGGACAGAGCCCUGGGGAGGCGGAGGGAGAGAAUGAGUGAAUGCGCAUGCCUGCUCUGGCCCCUUCAGGUUGAGCGCGAGGAGAGUGCGGUGCGCACGCGCAGCGUCCUGCCCCCGCUCUUGCCUCUGCGUGUGGCUUCCCGUCAGUACGCAUGCGUACAACGAUCGCGGCCUUAGGACGGCGGUUUCUCGCGACCCAGCAGCCCGGACCAGCUCAAGCCUCAAGGGAGGUGAAGGACCCCAGCCCCAAGAAAAGACUCCCCGGAGACCCCCCCUCCUGCAGCCUCCCCGGCCUGACCAUGUGGCUGGGGAGGAAGGCGCUCUGCGCUCAGGAGCCACUGACUGUUCAGCCUCGGGACCCGACGCCGCGGAAGAGAGGCCCCGCCCUUCCCCUGGACAGGACCCCCAUGGAGGAGGAGGAGGAGGAGGAGGAGGAGGAAGAAGGGCCCUCUGAGCCUGUGGCAGCUGGCUUGCAGGACCCAGUGACCUUGCGGGACGUGGCCGUGCACUUCACCUGGGAGGAGUGGAGACUGCUGACGCCUGCGCAGAGGGCCCUGUACGGGCACGUGAUGCUGGAGACCUUGGAGCACCUGGUCUCUGUGGCAGGGCUGCCCAUCUCCAAACUGGACAUGAUCUCCCUGUUGGGGGGCGGCGAAGCACCACGGUGGCCUGGACAGGACUUCCCAAGAAGACGCUGUCCAGGUUCCCUCGGUCAGGAGAUACAAUGUGAAAUGAAGGCCUCAAGUCUGAUGUCAGACAGUUGGAUGGGAACCUCACCCAACAAAAUUCUGCCAAAAGAUACUUCCUGGUAUUCCAUGAAAAGAGAAAUUCAUUUCAACUUAGAAAGACACAAGGACAACCAAGGAAGAUGGUCCAGACAAGUAACAGCCAUUCCUAAAACAACUUUUAAUGUACCUCUCUGUAAUACAUUUGGGAGAAGUUUGAGUCUGGGCUCGGUCUCUGUUCCACUCCACAGAAGUGCCACAAGAAAGAGUAUUCAUAAAUCUCCAACAUUUGGAAAGAGCUUAUGGAAUUUUUUAAACUUCAUUACAUCUAAUGCAUUAUCCUUAGAAAAGAAUCUUUCUAAAUAUGACAAAUGCAAGAAGCCUUUCAAUUACCAAUCGGACUUAAUUAAAUUUCAUCAAAUAAAUAAUGGAGAAAAGCUACAUGAACAUAAUGAAUGUGGAAAAGCCUUGAAUGGAAGAUCAGAUCUUACCGGACAUGAGAAAAGUGGAAUUGGAAAGAAACAUUAUAAAUGUGACGAAUGUGGAAAAGCCUUUAACCACAGGGGAAGUUUGACUAAACACACUAGAAUUCACACUGGAGAGAGACCUUUUAAAUGUAGUGAUUGUGGGAAAGCCUUCAGUGAGAGAGGAAAACUCAAAAGUCAUCAGAGAACCCAUACUGGAGUGAAGCCCUUUGAAUGUAACGAAUGUGGGAAAGCCUUUAGUGUGAGGGGAAAUCUCAAUGCACAUCAUCGAAUUCAUGCAGGAGUAAAACCCUUUGAGUGUAAUGAAUGUGGGAAAGGCUUCAGUGAAAGUAGAUUGCUCAAAAGCCACCAGAUAACUCAUACUGGAGUGAAGCCAUUUCAGUGUAAUGAAUGCGGAAAAGCCUUCAAUCAGAAAGGAAACCUGAUGAGCCACCAAAGAACUCAUACUGGAAUGAAACCUUUUCUGUGUAAUAAAUGUGGGAAAACCUUCAACCAGAAGCGUUUCCUUAAAAGCCAUCAGAAAAUUCAUACUGAAGAGAAGCCUUUUGAAUGUAGUGAAUGCGGGAAAGCCUUUAGCCAGAAAGGUUAUCUUAAAAAUCAUAAAAAAAUUCAUAGUGGAGAAAAACCAUUUGAAUGUAAUGAAUGUGGGAAAGCUUUCCGUCGGAAAGGAUACCUUAUUACUCAUUGGAGAACUCAUACUGGAGUGAAAGCUGUUGAGUGUAAUGAAUGUGGAAAAGCUUUUAGCCAGAGGGGUUACCUUAAAAGUCAUAAGAGAAUUCAUGCUGGGGAGAAGCCCUUUGAAUGUAAUGAAUGUGGGAAAGCCUUCAGCCAGAAGAGUUACCUUAAAAGUCAUCAUAGAAUCCAUACUGGAGAGAAACCAUUUAAAUGUAAUGAAUGUGGGAAAACAUUCAGCCAUAAGGGUUACCUCAAAAGUCAUCAGAAAAUACACAGUGGAAAGAAAUUUGAACAAAAUCAACGUGAGAAAAUCUUCAACCAGAAUUGCCUUGGUGGCCGUCAGGAAAUUAAUGGCGGAGUAGAGCCCUUUGAAUAUGAUGAAUGUGGCAAAGCCAUCGGUGAGAAGGAAGCCCUUAUUAGACAUCAGAGAACUCAGACUGAUGUGAAACAUUUUGAAUGUAAUGAAUUUGGGAAAGGCUUCUGCAGGAAAGCACGUCUUAUUACCCAUCACAGAAUUCAGACUGGGUUAAAACUUUUUGAAUGUAAAUGAAUGUGAGAAAGCCAGCAGUCAGAGUAUAUAUUUUACUAUCCCAUAAAAAUACUUCUAUGUUAGAGAAACUAUUUUAGUAUAAAGAGUGGGAAAGGGGCUUCUGAAAAAUCAAGAGCCUUAUUAAACAGCAGAAAACUCAUAUUUGGAGUGGGACAUUUUCAGUGUACUAAAUAGCUUUAUCACAAUCAGGUUAUGCCAAAGUCUGUGGCCCGCAAAUAGGAAAUGACUAAACAAAUUGUUAUAUGUGAAUAUGAUGGGACAUUGUUAUGCCGUAAGAAAUGAAGAAUAUGAGAAAUUUAGAAAAUAUGAAAACCAUGGAUACAGAAGGAGGUAAACAACUAGGACGACAUUAUGGCUCCAACAAUGCAAAUGGAAGGAACAACAAAAAGAGACUGAACUCUAGGUAAUAACCAUCUGCAAAUAUGGUCCCAGAGAAUGAGGGGAAAACAUCACUUUCACUUUUUUGUGGAAAUUGCCCUAAUAUUGCUUAUUCUUUGAUACUUUAUUUAUGUUUUGGUUAUUUUGUUGAUCACUUUUUUUUCCCCUUUUCUUCCUUUUCAUUGCUCUCUCCCCUACUCUAACUUCCCCUGACCUUCCAGAAAAUGGCCCACUAGAGGGGAAGUUAAGGAAGGAUAUAUUUGGAAAUGAAGGUGGUAUAAAAAGAAAAUAUACCAAUGAAUUUUAUCUUUUAAAAACUAUUAAAGACUAGAUCAUGCGAGUUUGAAAUUAGGUCCUUUUCUUGACAGUAUAUACAAAAUGUGUAGAUUGAGGAAUAAUGUAGAUGUGACUGAGUUUUUCAUUUCAGCAAAACCUCUUAUAAAUCCUCAUGGGAAAAGGUGAUAAAACCUGGAGUACACAAAAGGCCAAUCUAAUGGAUUCAGAACAAUUGGAAAGACUUGUCCCCACAGAGUUGUUAUCAAUGGAUUGAUAUCAGACUGUAAGCUCUAAAGGGGAUUGCCCCAUGGAAUGAAUGCUCAGACUCAUACUAUUUUAACAUCUUUAUCUACAGCCAGUAAGGUCAUAGAUGCCCAUGUUUAUAAAACUUCAAAUUUAGAAAGGAUAGUUGGUAUAUCAAAUGCUGGAAUCUGGAUCUGGUAAGAUCUUGGCAAUUUAAAAAAAGCUAUCUGAUUGUGUUGAUUGUAUACUCCUAAGCAAUAAAAUCAUUUGAGGAUGCCCCCUACAUAUAUGAAAUUACUUUAUUUAGAAAUAAGUGAUUGACUUAUCUGGACGUCAUUCACAUGUACUAUUUUAUGAUGAUGUCAGGAAAACUCAUCUGUAAACUGCACUGAAGAAGAAAGUGACAAACCCCUCCUUUGCCAGAAAAUCCCAACUUCACAGAAGAGGCAGACAUGACAAAAAUAACUGAAUAACAGCAAUGAUUUUGACAAAUACUUAUUUUUAAA